UCCGAAAAACCGGUUCGAGUCCAAGGAAGAAGGAACGCCCGUUGAGCUGAACUUUCAGUUUCGAUUAGUAGCCGCACACAAGGCUAGAUUUUCCGUGCGCAGUAGCAUUUUGAGAUCGAUUACGUGCGACUCUUUUUGACUCGGGCUCGGAUUUUGGUUAUGCAUGGUUGUGUUUAGAUACAAGCGAUGAAGUCUGUGCUGUGCGCUUUUGUGACGGCUGUGCUCGCGCUACAGCAGGCCGAGUGUCUCAAGAGGACCUAUUAUAUAGCCAUUAGAGAGGAAGACUGGAAUUACGCACCGAGCGCCAGAAACCUUAUCAAUAACCGAAGCAUUGAGCAAGACGAACAUGCGUCGGUUUUUCUGUCAAGUGGCAAGACCCGGAUAGGGAGUGUUUACAAAAAAGCUUUGUACAGACAGUACACAGAUGGGUCUUAUUCCGAGGAGAUAGCUAAACCUGCCUGGCUCGGCUUCCUCGGACCCAUUUUACGGGCUGAGGUCGGAGAUGUCAUAGAGGUGCACAUGAAGAACUUUGCGACCAGGUCUUAUUCUCUUCACCCUCAUGGAGUCUUCUAUGAGAAGAAUUCAGAAGGUUGGAUAUGCAUUAUCUCUCUAUUAGUUCCAUUACUAGUUCUGCUUUUCCCUCCAUCCCAUUCCUUCUGUUGA
Messenger RNA from Sinocyclocheilus rhinocerous, 663 nucleotides. RefSeq names its product hephaestin-like. The record is from RefSeq and is a predicted model, not a curated record. Gene Ontology annotation, molecular function: copper ion binding. The coding region runs from base 187 to 663 and encodes 158 amino acids. The transcript is spliced from 2 exons. NCBI's taxonomy places the organism in Eukaryota, Metazoa, Chordata, Actinopteri, Cypriniformes, Cyprinidae.